This is a messenger RNA of Pelobates fuscus (common spadefoot toad), 3898 nucleotides long. It is a transcript of the gene USP53, whose product is annotated as ubiquitin specific peptidase 53. The transcript has 15 exons. NCBI's taxonomy places the organism in Eukaryota, Metazoa, Chordata, Amphibia, Anura, Pelobatidae. Gene Ontology annotation, biological process: response to auditory stimulus; protein deubiquitination; sensory perception of sound. The coding region runs from base 321 to 3593 and encodes 1090 amino acids. Gene Ontology annotation, cellular component: cell-cell junction. The record is from RefSeq and is a predicted model, not a curated record. Gene Ontology annotation, molecular function: cysteine-type deubiquitinase activity.
UGACAGCUGGGAGGUAUAGCUGCGCGUGCUCUCCAACUCGUAUCCCUGCGGCCAGGCCCCGCCCCUGGGCUGGCCACGCCCCCUCUCUCCCUGGCUGUCUGCGCUGCCCCCUCCUCUCCUCACUCAGUAUACGGCGUAGAGCACUGGAGGCGGCACGCAGCGCACUGACAGGAGCGGCACUGCGAAGACUCGGGAAUCUCCCUCCUAGCACGGACCGAGCCGGGGGCUGAGAUGACAUGCACCGCACCGGGCAUGCUGACACCUGUGUGAUCGCGGACUGAUCCCACCUGCCGUGCCUUAUACCCUGGAUCUAUCGCACUAUGGCCUGGGUCAAACUAUUCCGCCGCCAGGCCGGGGGGAACCUGGGCAAGGUGUACCAGCCGGGCAGCGUGCUCUCCCUGGCUCCCACUAAAGGCCUCUUCAACGAGCCCGGACAGAACAGCUGCUUCCUGAACAGCGCCGUGCAGGUUCUCUGGCAACUGGACAUAUUCCGACGGAGUUUACGUGGAUUGACUGGACAUGUCUGUUUAGGGGAUGCCUGUAUAUUCUGUGCAUUAAAGUCAUUAUUUACUCAGUUUCAGACAAGUCGGGAGAAGGUUCUUCCAUCAGAUGCAAUGAGACAUGCUCUUGCUGAGAGCUUUAAAGAUGAGCACAGAUUCCAGCUUGGUCUUAUGGAUGAUGCUGCCGAAUGUUUUGAGAACAUACUGCAGCGAAUCCAUUUCCAUAUUGUACCGAACAGUGAGGGUGAUAUGUGUACUUCAAAAUCCUGCAUCACUCAUCAAAAAUUUGCAAUGACUCUCUAUGAGCAGUGUGUUUGUCGCAGCUGUGGUGCCUCAUCAGACCCUUUGCCUUUUACUGAAUUUGUGCGCUAUAUUUCUACCACAGCUCUUUGUAAUGAAGUUGACAGAAUGUUGGAGAGACAUGAACGCCUCAAGCCAGAGAUGUUCGCUGAGCUACUUCAAACUGCUAAUACUGCUGAUGACUUCAGAAAGUGUCCGAGCAAUUGUGGCCAAAAGAUCAAAAUCCGCAGAGUAUUAAUGAACUGCCCAGAGAUUGUAACAAUUGGUUUAGUUUGGGAUUCCGAGAACUCUGACCUGACGGAAGAUGUUGUGCGUAACCUGGCUACACAACUCUAUUUGCCUGGGUUAUUUUUUAGGGUAACCGAUGAGCAAGCAAAAGAGAGUAGACUUUACCUUGUGGGUAUGAUCUGCUACACAAGCAAACACUACUGUGCCUUUGCCUAUCACACAAAAAGCGCCAGAUGGGUUCUUUUUGAUGAUGCGUCCGUGAAAGAGGUUGGAAACAAAUGGAAAGAUGUGGUCACAAAGUGCAUUCGCUGUCAUUACCAGCCUCUGCUUCUGUUUUAUGCUAACCCAGAUGGCACAGCAGUUACUACAGAAGAUGCACUAAGACAUGUUCUGCAAUGGUCUCACUAUAAAAGAGUGUUUAACCAUGAGGAUACAGGUAAUGAAAGAACAUCAAAGACUCAAGAGUACAACAGAGAGGAGUUUGUAGAACAUGUCUAUCAGAACAGCGGGCCCGUUCCCCAGAUGGAAGAUCCUGGAUUUAACAGAGGUGCUGUACAAUCCAGCGCUGGUAGAGGACCUGUUAAGCUAACUCGCAAUGAUCAACAAGAAAAGUGUAAAGAUCUCUCCAGAGAGUGUGCUCAAAGAGCUGCUAACCUGAAAGGCAACUCAUCCUCACAAAGAAAAACUGUGGACAAAGUGCAGAAGAAAGAAAUUUCCAGGCCAAAGGAAACCUCUGGAGGUGAAAUUUACCAGCCAAAGCCGUAUGCUGGAGUACAGACAAAGUCUGGUUCUUCUACUGCUGGUACUGGCUUUAGACAUUAUCCUGAGCCGAACGUUUACCACAGUCAAGGGAAAGGACCAUACAAACAUGAGAGGCCUGUACAUCAGUCAAAGCAACCUCUGUCUAGUACAGUACAUGCUACAGCACCUGAACCAAAACCAGUCACUCGAGUCAAAAGUAGUAGUUCAAUCGGAUAUGACACGGACAGCAGCCAGGACUACAAAGAGAGGGCAAGUAAUCGAAACCGAAAACAGUGGCGGCCAAUGCGGGAGACACUCAAUGUUGAUAGCAUCUUCAGUGAAAAUCAAAAAAGCCCCAGACAUGUGACUAACUCUAAAAGUAAAAACCAGCCUGUCAAGGAUCAGAGCAAUCCAUCCUCAUUGAAGGAGAGUCCCAAGCGCAAGGUCCUAAUGACCAUUUAUGAGGAUGAAGUAAAGCAGGAAUCUGGCAGCAGGAGCUCUCUGGAAUCUGUUGGGAAAAAUCAGGUCGAAAGGAACAAACUUAACCCUGAUACCAAGGCAUACCACCUAGAAAGCUGGCAGAUGCAGAGAACGGAGUCUGGGUAUGAAAGCAGCGAUCACAUCAGUAGCGGAUCAAGCAAUCUGGAUUCUCCCAUUAUUGAAGGAACCAGUUUCGCUGAUUUAAAAAACAUUCAAGAAACAAGUAUUUGCGGUGAUAAGCUUCAGCCAGGAAAUAUCAUACUUUCUACCUCUCCACGGACAAGAAGGCAUUUGAAUGGUUUUAAUAAAGAAAAUGAUGGCUUGGAGCACAGAAGAUGUCAAGAUAGACUUUCUCCUGAUGCACGUGAACAAAUCCACAGCCCUUCAGGCCAAAGGAAACAAAUGAUGGACACUAAAAGAGACCCCCGAUCUCCAAAUCUUUUGCUGGUCACAAAGGAUUAUGGCUUGAAAGAUAUGUACAUGAAUAAAUCGGGUGAUCCUCAUGACAGUUUGAACCACAUAAAUUCCAUCUACUCUGAAAAUUGUCUGCCUCAUGACAGUUCUUCAGUUCUAAGAGACAUGCCAGGAGCCACAGUAAAAGUACAUUCUACCAACGGAUUCAUGAAUUCCACAAUGCAACAUCCUUCUGCCGUUUCUUUAACCACAAGCUCUCCUCAACCAUACUCACAAAAUAGGCUGCAGUACAUGAACUCAAAUGUUUUUCAAUUUGGUGAAAGUCAAACCUGCAGCAGAGAUGAAACCUCCUCUAUGGAUAAUCACAAUGCAAGCAGUUUACCACCUCCUCUACCCCCGAAAAAAUACAACCGUAAUGCUAUGCCAAGAACUGAACAAAAUGUUGUACCAACAAUUAAUUCAAAACUUGCAGAAACAUAUUCACAAGCUCCGAUUCCACUGGAUACACGUUUAUCUAAUGAUUUAAUGAGGCCAGAGACUGAGACAGAUUACUAUCCAAGGAAAGAUACAUUUCACAACAAUGAACUUCAUAUUGGUAAAUCUAACAUGGCUGGUUCCUCUAUGUGUGAGUGUCGGUCGAAAAUGGUUCCACAUGACUUGGGAUUAGAUCCCGUUUCCCCUAAUGGAAACGAUACGGUUUCACUGACUACUUAUUUUUCUGUUGACAACUGCAUGACAGACACGUACAGGCUGAAAUAUCACCAGAAGCCUAGGAUGUAUAUGCCAGAGAAUGCAGUUUAUAAUAGGGACCCCUUCCAUCUACCAGAAACCGCACUAGAAUCAGCAUAUCGCACGACAUUUGACCACACUCAUCCUUCAUUGGUUUCGCGAUCUAAACAAUCAGUAGGAAAUAUACCUUGUAAUAGGUAAACCUAAACAUUUUUGGUACUGAAGAAUAAUAUUCAGUGGCAGUAUUUUUGCACACAGAUUGAAAGUUUUGUUUGAUUUUUGUUUUUUUACCCCAAGCACUAGCCCAUGAAGAUCCAGUAAAGUAUAAGCACAUACUGCUUAAGUGUUUUAUCUUCUGUAGUGGGGGCAGUGCAUUAUGUCACGUGGAUUUGUAUUUGAGCAUCUCUAUAUGCGUGGCUUCAACAAAGGAAUUUUUAAAUAAAGUGAAACAUACAAUUAAUGUUCUUAAGUAGGAAAACACAUUUCAAAAUGCAAAAAGUGAAUGA